This is a messenger RNA of Loa loa (African eye worm), 381 nucleotides long. RefSeq lists its product as hypothetical. The coding region runs from base 1 to 381 and encodes 126 amino acids. Lineage: Eukaryota; Metazoa; Nematoda; Chromadorea; Rhabditida; Onchocercidae. The transcript has 5 exons. The record is from RefSeq and is a predicted model, not a curated record.
AUGGCACCAUAUGGAGAAUUAAGUACAGAUAGCUUUCUGUUUGAUGUGGUGACCUUCGCAGCUCUUCUACUCCAACUUCGUUUGAUUAGCAGUUGGCACUUUCAACGGACCGUCAUUGAUAUAAGAGCUGAUCGAAUUGUAUGUUACAGAGGUGUGGUUCUUCAAACACAGUUAAUUUACAAAGCGAUGACCUAUCAUCAGCAACAAGAUCGCCGUCGCUUGGCGAAAAUAAAACGUACAGUAGGAGCAGUAGUGAAGCUCAAUCUACCCUUUGGGGAAUGGUUUGUUGAGUCAAUACGUGGAUGGAACGAGAAUUUAUUGCAUACGGUGGAUUCGGCAAAGGGAAAUAUGAAGGAAACAACGUUUGACAGUCAUUCGUAA